Molecule: messenger RNA, 7976 nt
Organism: Peromyscus californicus insignis
Lineage: Eukaryota; Metazoa; Chordata; Mammalia; Rodentia; Cricetidae
Gene: Kyat3
Product: kynurenine aminotransferase 3
Exons: 14
Coding region: 113-1435 (440 amino acids)
Biological process (GO): biosynthetic process
Cellular component (GO): cytoplasm; mitochondrion
Molecular function (GO): pyridoxal phosphate binding; L-kynurenine:2-oxoglutarate transaminase activity
Source: RefSeq, a predicted model, not a curated record
CAGGAGGGUCCCAUGCUGCACCCAAAGUGGAUUUCCCACGGGACCCGCCCCCCGCGCCACCUCGCGAUCUCCGGACUGAGGCUAGAGUCGCAUUCGAACCGGGAGAGCGAGCAUGUUUUUGGCCCAGAGAAGACUCUACUCCCUUGGCAGCCGAGCACAGCUUCUAAGAACAAUUUAUUCUUCGAACGUCCUUGGAUUCUCCACUUCUGCCAAAAUGGCUUUGAAAUUCAAAAAUGCCAAACGAAUCGAAGGCCUGGACAGCAAUGUGUGGGUUGAAUUUACUAAGUUGGCUGCAGAUCCUUCUGUUGUGAAUCUUGGACAAGGCCUUCCAGAUAUAUCCCCUCCUCCAUACGUAAAGGAAGAAUUAUCAAAGGCUGCAUUAACUGAUAACCUGAAUCAGUAUACGAGGGGCUUUGGUCAUCCAGCACUUGUGAAAGCUUUGUCCUGCUUAUAUGAAAAAAUUUAUCACAAUCCAAUUGAUCCAAAUGAAGAGAUCCUUGUGACGGUGGGAGGAUAUGGGUCUCUCUUUAACGCCAUUCAAGGAUUGGUUGACCCUGGAGAUGAAGUGAUCAUAAUGGUGCCUUUCUAUGACUGUUACGAGCCAAUGGUGAGAAUGGCUGGAGCAACGCCUGUGUUCAUCCCCCUGAGAUCUAAACCUACUGAUGGGCUGAAGUGGUCUAGUUCUGACUGGACAUUCAAUCCUCAAGAACUGGAAAGUAAAUUUAGUUCUAAAACUAAAGCCAUUAUAUUGAAUACGCCACAUAACCCCAUUGGCAAGGUGUAUACCAGAGAGGAGCUGCAAGUCAUUGCUGACCUUUGCAUCAAGCAUGACACCCUGUGCAUCAGUGAUGAGGUGUACGAAUGGCUUGUCUAUACCGGACAUAAGCAUAUAAAAAUAGCCACUUUUCCGGGUAUGUGGGAGAGAACAGUAACAAUAGGAAGUGCAGGCAAGACUUUCAGCGUGACGGGCUGGAAGCUUGGCUGGAGCAUCGGCCCUAAACACCUGAUAAGACAUUUACAGACCGUUCAACAAAACACUGUGUACACUUGUGCAACCCCUUUACAGGCAGCCUUGGCCCAGGCUUUUUGGAUUGAUAUCAAGCGCAUGGGUGACCCAGAGUGUUACUUUAAUUCUCUACCAAAGGAAUUAGAAGUAAAAAGAGAUCGGAUGGUGCGUUUACUUACCAGCGUUGGCCUGAAACCCAUCAUUCCCGAUGGGGGUUACUUCAUCAUCGCUGACGUGUCUUCCUUAGGUGCUGACCUCUCCGACAUGAAGAGCGAUGAGCCUUAUGACUAUAAGUUUGUGAAGUGGAUGACGAAAAAGAAGAAACUGUCAGCCAUCCCUGUUUCAGCGUUCUGUGACUCGGAGUCUAAACCACAGUUUGAGAAGCUGGUGCGGUUUUGCUUCAUUAAAAGACAGGGUUUCUCUGUGUAGCCUUGGCUAUCCUGGAACUUGCUCUGUAGACCAGGCUGGCCUUGAACUCACAGAGAUCCACUCGAUCCUGCCUCCAGAGUGUUGGGAUUAAAGGCUUUUGCUGCCACCACACAGUGGUAAAUACUAUAACCUAUCAACAAAAUAUGGAAGGCUUACCAUGAGUAGAAUGCAAGUAUUUACAACAGAACAAUGUGAGUAUUCAAUUGACUAAAAUAUAAUAGAAAAAGUAAGGUUAAUAAAGCAUACCAUCAUAAUUGCUGGCCUAAAAAAUGUAAGUCCUAGUGUUUCUGUACUUACAAUGGAGACAUAUCCAGAUAAGUCUUGUUAAAAAUCCUGUAUGUUGAAAAUGCCUUUGCCACAACCAUACCACUGAACAUUGUAUCUUAGCAAUGCAGUGCCCGCUAGGGUAGCAGCCAUUUACCUUUCAGAUCAUGAGGCUCCAUGCUACAUAUUGCCCAGCAUUAGGAGACAGUAUCUUACAAUAAAUCAUUAGCCCCCCCCAAAAAAAACAUCAAAAUUCAAAGUAUGGUUGCUACUGAAUAUCUGUCAUCAUAAAAUCAAAAGAUAGUCAACAGAGCCACCACAAGCCAGAGGCCAUCUUUAUAAACACAUUCUUUGAAAAUACAAACAUAAUCAACAGAAGGAAAAAGUCACCUUAAGACUUCAGUUAAAGCUGGGAGUGGUAACCUACACCUUUAAUCCCAGCAUUGGGGGGUGUGGAGGUGUGGCAGAGGAGUUCAAGGCUAGCCUGAUCUACAUAGUGAGUUCCAGGACUACACAGAGGAGCCCUGUCUUGAAAAAUAAAAACAACAAAGUCAAACUUCAGGUUUAAUCCAGUAAACACAGCCCUACCCUUUUCUCUUCUUGGAAAUAACUCAGGAGAGUUAUAAAAUGAUUUCACAAAUUACCCAGCGUACAGGGAAGAGCUGCCAAGUGUCAUAAAAGUAAUGGUACAAGAACAGGAUGCCUAGAAAGGAUCUGAGUCUCAAAUAAUAGAUGAAGCCAAUGGAUAGCAGGUACCAAGAACAGUAGGAAUUUCAGAUGUUCUGACAGUAGGAGAAACAGGGCACAAGUCUGCAGUCAUGUUAUGUAAACACUGUAAGGCUGGGUGGAAAGGAAAUUCUGGUUGGACUGUGGAUUUCCUCAUUUAUCUGUCAGUGUUGCCAAAAGCUGGGUUGAGGCAAUAUGGAGGAAAGGUCUUCAGUUAGUCCAUGUAAUUAAUUCCCAGUUGGCUGACCUCUCCAUCUCUACAUGAGUGUAUUAAACUUGUUGAUGAACUAGAGAGAAUUUCUGUUGUCUGCUAGCACUGCCCCGUUCCUCCUUGUUAAACAUCUGCAAAUCCAUGAAUCUGGAGAGAUGUCUCAGUCCUUAAGAGCACUGACAGUUCUUCUAGAGGACCCAGGUUCAAUUCCUAGCACCCAUAUUGCCACUCACAACUGUCUGUAACUCCAGUUCCAGAGGAUCUGACACUCUCAUGCAGACACACACAUGCAGGCAAAAUACCAAUGCACAUGAAAUAAAAAUUAAUAAAAAUUAAAAAUCUACAAAUCCAUCUUCAGGUCACAGAGCAUCACAUUCUCUCUUCAGAUCAAUAGAGUGGUGCGUGCACUGGCAGAGAGAGCUUACAGUCGGUGUUCAGUCAGAAAUCGUUCAUAAUCGCAAAAGGGUGAGGUGCACAUUUUCAAAGAACAUCAUAAGGAAAAGGAAAGACACAUGAACAAAACAGCUUUCAUAGUAUUUACUGGGAAAAUGAACAGUGACAGGGAACAGUUAAAAAUUGUGACAUUUGAGGUUUCAAAUACUUAAGACAGUAGGUUGAGGUAGACAUUUUAAAGUCUGGCAAAGUGGUGGUGUGAUAAUGCAGGAAGAUGAAACGGGAUCUAUUGGAGAGCAAGUAAGAAAUUUUGGGGGAAUAUAAAGGUAUUGGAAAUUAUGGUGACACUGAAAACUCUGCAGGACACCAAGUACUUCUCUCUAAGCACCAUAUCAGAGUUGAGAGAAGUAAAAGAGCAUAGAAUUAAAAAAAAAAACAAAAACAGAAUUUUACAAUGUUAGAAAGAAAUUUGUGGAAGUAGAAGAAAAAUGAAAUAUGUAGUCUCUGAAAAAAUAAAAGGACAAAUAGAACUCCAAUAAUUGUAGUUUUGUUUUCAGAAAUGCCUCUGUUCACUAAAUGCUUGAAAUGUCUCUUGAAGGAUCUAGAAUAAAAUCCCAGGGCUGCCUCUGGGGAAGAAAAUAGAGUGGCUGAGGAAGGGUGAGGGAGGAUGACUGACUGAAGAAACAACUUUGCAGGGCUAGGGAGAUGGCUCAGUGCUAAAUGCACCUGGAGAAGUGUGAGGACCUGAGUUGGUAUCCCAAGACACACGCAGAGAUAGUCCAGUUCCACACGCCUGUAAUCCUAUAGCAUAGCAGGGGCAGAGAUGGCAAUCCUGGCAUAAUCAUGCAACCUCAUCAAAGUCGAAGGUGAAAACCAAUACCCAAGGUUGUGCUCUUCCACACACCUCACACAAAUUCAUACACAGACAUUGCAUGCAUGCACAUACAUCAUUCCCAUAUGUGUACACACAAAAGAUUAUAUAUCUGAAAUGUACUCAGCAUGUUUUUAUAGUUUCUGAAAUACCAUCUCAGAGUAAAGCAUCUACUUAACUGCUAAUGAUAAUCCACCAUCCCCAAAUGUUUCAUCGUGUGUUCCCCACUAACAAGGACAUUCUCCAAACCCACAGUACACUGCCCUCAGCACCAUGAAAUUAACAUUGACAAAUCAUUUGUUCUACCUCUCAGCUCCAUUCCAAGUCUCACCGAUUGUCCCCGUUAAAUCCUUAGAACAAGAAAGCAGAGGCACUCAGUCCAGAAUCAUGUUGCUCAGUCUGUCAAGGCCAGAACUGUGUGUUGCAUUUAGUUGUCAUGUGAUGGUGUAACAGGGUCCUGUGCUGUUCUUUGGUGGAAGGGGCCAAGUAGGCACAGAGUCAACGACACAGACUCUGGGAGAAUGUUGAAACAACAAGCUCAGUUUAUUCAGGAAAAGGCAAGCCUUAUAUACCCUCCAUCCCACCCCAGGGGAAGGGCUGAUGAAUAUGCAUCUACUGGCGUGCUAUGGCUGCCUCUCAUUGGUCUGGGUCAUCUUCAGAUCAUGUCUCAGCUGCUGUUGCUAAGGCCCUUAGACAGACCCAGGUUGGCUCUCAGAAAGUAUCAUUUUACUGAUUUGGGCCAGCUGGCCCUCAAGCCUGUUAGGGAUGAGUCAUCCCCCAGGAUGGGACCUUACUCUUGACAUUCACUGCCUUGACACUAUAAAACUCACUAGCCAAUUUACUUUAAGGAAACCUACUCCACAUUGACUUGAUACUCCGCCACGGUUCAACUCAGGUUCUUCACUUUGAUAGGAACACAAAAGUGAUGAUUACACAUGACUAUAGUUUGCCUGCUACUAUUAAUUUCAAGCACUUGAUUAAGGUGGUGUUUACAUGUAUUUCCAGUAAAGUUAGAGCUUUCUAUUACAAAUCUUAACUGUUUCGAAGGAAUUGCUUUGAAAUUAUAGCAAUAGUCCAUUUCUCAUCAAGUAACCUAAUCAUUUUACUUAUUCAUAGGUAGCACUAAAAACUCAUAGAUUUCUGCCUUAUUUGAUGAGUUAUAAUUUAUCACUGUUGCUAUUUUAAUUUAAAUUUCUCCAGAAUGGGGCCACUAUGGGUCCCUGUAAACUGACCUCUGUUUCUUUUGAUGUGCCACCAUUGUGUUGGGACAUCCUCUUAACUUUCUAUCAUUGUUUUAUCAUUAUCUACUCUAAUCUGGAACCAGCCAUUUCCAGUAAGUCUGGCUCCUUUUAGAGUAAUGCUUUAUGUGUGUGUGUUGGGAGGUGGUGUUUUGUUAUUUUUAGUUUUGUUUUGUAUAUGUGUGUAGGUGUUUUGCCUGCAUGUAUGUCUGUACACCACAUGUGCGCCUGAUGCUCACAGAGCCCAGAAGAGGGUGUCAGAUUCCCCUGGAAGUGGAAUUACAAAUGGUAUGAACCACCAUGUAGGUUCUGGGAACCCAACCCAGGUCUUCAUUGAGAGCAAGAAGAGCUCUUAAUUACUGAACUGGCUCUCCAGCCCUAGAGCAAGAGUUUUUCCUUUAAAUCAAGAUCUAGAUAUUGAGUGUUCACUGCUGUUGUGUGUUGCUGUUCCUAGGCCCUCCCAGUAUAUAAGCAGGCAGAGGUAGAGAAUAUAUAAAUACAUUUGCACAGAUGCACAUUUAUAUAUGUCAGUCAUACCUCUGUAACAAGGGGUGAUUAAUUGCAUACUCCCACAAAUCUGUAUUUCCAAACUCCAGGAUAUUCAAGUGACAUAUAAAUGGCAUACUAUUUGUCUGUAACAUAUGCACAUCCUCUGUAUACUUUAAAUCAUCUCUAGGUUAUUUAUAAUCUACUACAAUGUAACACCAUGCAAAUAGAUGUUAUAGUGUAUUGUUUGUGAAUCCUAACAAGAAAAAGAAAUAUGUGCAUGCUCAGUGCAGGUGUAAUUUCUCCUUUCACAUAUUUUCAGUCAUCAGUUGGUUGAGAAGCAGAACCCUUGGGUAGACAGAAUUGAUUGCAUCUGUAUUUAUUUGUAUCCAAAUUUAUUGAAAAUUAUCAUAGGGUUAAUUGUAAUUUUUUUCCAUUUCUGUGUUUGUAACUCCCUUCUUCGAGAGUGAAACCUAGUUCUCAUCAUUUAAUUACUUAAUACCUCUGUAUGUGAUUGACCUCUGGCCAGUCACACACACACACACACACACACACACACACACACACACACACACACACACACAGACACCUCUCAGUGGAUGACCCUAUCAAUAUAUUUUGACAUUUUGAGCCCAGACCCUGCUCUGCCAUUCUCCCUCAGAGGUACCUUCCUCACAGUCUCUGUGCCCCACACUAGACAUUCUCUGAUCUCACUUUCAGGCUGUCACACCUCAUGGCAGGUGUCUGUUGUAUUCAGCAUCAGGUCACCUGCAUGGGCUGCCCUACCACACAGAGGCCUCACUAACUUGGAUCCCUAUCAGGUCAGAACCACCCCUGCUGGUGUCAGCAACUUUGACAUGCACAGUGGCUGCCCUGACUACACCAUUCUACUCAAGGCUGCUUGGGCUCUCAGCCCCAGGAGCUGGCUUUCCUGCCUAACCAUUUUGGUAGAAAGAGCAGAUGGAAGGGGUGCGGGGAAGGGAGAGAGAGGGAGAGGAGAACAACACAAGACUAGAUCUUCACUAUUACCUCUUCCAUUCAAUUUCUUUCUUUCUUUCUUUCUUUCUUUCUUUCUUUCUUUCUUUCUUUUUCUUUCUUUCUUUCUUUCUUUCUUUCUUUCUUUCUUUUUGUUUUUUUGUUUGUUUGGUUUGUUUUUCGAGACAGGGUUUCUCUGUGUAGUCCUGGCUCUUCUAGAACUCACUCGAACUCACUGAGAUCCACCUGCCUCUGCCUCCUAAGUGCUGGGAUUAAAAGUGUGCACCACCACCACCCAGCCCAUUUAAUUUCAUAUCAUAAACAUACAUUGUUGGGCUGGAGAGAUGUCUCAGCAGUUAAGAGCACAGGCUGCUCUUUCAAAGGUCCUGAGUUCAAUUCCCAGCAGGCACAUAGUGGCUCACAAUCAUCUGUAAUGGGCUCUGAUGCCCUCUUCUGGCAUUCAGGCAUACAUGCAGACAUAAAUAAAUAAAAAUUAAGAAAAAAAAAACAUGUAUUGUCUGUUCAAAAGCUAAGAGGAUUAGUUUUCAAUAAUCAUAGCAGUUUUUCCCAGAGUAUUGAUUAGAAUGAACUAUUUUCCUUAUUGAAGGCAAACUAUAGUGAAGAAUACAAUGUUCACAGAUAAGGAAAUGAAGCCUGAGCAUAUGAUUGGAUUUUACUGGCAGCCAUUAGAACGAAACCUAGGAACUGCCGUGAGAGGUUGUCUUGGAGAACGGAGGGGUUGACAGGAAAGUGGGGAGGAGUUGCCUGCUACUUUUCAAUAUAGUGCAUCUGAACGCAUUGACUUCUUUCUCUAAUUAUAGUUAAUUGAAUAGCUGCUUUCAGUUCUUCAGUUUUUGUUUCCUUUGAAAAUAUUGUGUGUGUGUGUGUGUGUGUGUGUGUGUGUGUGUGUGUGUGUGUGUGUGUGUGUUCAUGUAGGGCAAGAGAGGUCAUCAUAUCCCCGGGAGCAGGAGUUUUAGGCAGCUUUGCGAGCCGCCCACCCCACAUGAGUCCUCUGUAAGAACAGUAUACACCUCUAACCACUGAGCCAUCUUCCCACCCCUCACAGUUUAGUUUUUGCAUUUGUGUUUUUACUUUGAAAUUGUUUCUUCACCUAAGACUAGAUAUUUUCUUGUGUCUUCUAGUUUUGUUUUUUCAAGACAGGGUUUCUCUAUGUAGCCCAGACUGUCCUGGAACUCAGUCUGUAGCCCAGGCUGGCCUCAGACUCACAGAGAUUCCCUGCCUCUGUCUCCCGAGUGCUGGGAUUAAAGGCGUGCAACCACUGCCAGCACCACUACCAUGUGGCUGUAUCUUCUAUGUUUAAAUAUUGCUGUAACUUGAGUUUAUAUUGAUAUAUAACGAUACAAUUCUUUUAUUAAU